GCACUCCAUAGAAAUAUUUUAAGCGUUAAAUUAUUUCAGAGAGAAUGGAAGAAUCUGAGCGGAUUUGAACAAUUAUUUUAAGAUAGAUAGAUAGAUUUGUUCAUCAACCGGAAGUAAAAAUGUUUGGAUUGAUCGCUUCCGGUCGUUUAGUCUCGACGAAUUGGGAACAGAUAAGUCCAACAAAUUGUGUGACGGAAUUAGUAGAUGCGGACUCCGUCAAUCAUAUCGUCAUUUUCCUGACAGGCCAGACUCCGUUUCCCGAUGGUAUGGGAGGAGCGGUGUAUUUUGCAUGGCCAGAUCCAGGUGGAGUCCCCAACUGGCAACUGCUUGGACAUAUAUCUAAUCUCAAACCAUCCGCUAUAUUCAGGAUAGCUAAACUAAAGGGAGGAGAAGCUAGUAGUAGUAUACAGAAUAGCUUCACAUCUCUAGCUUCUGUUCAUCACGUAAACGCUGUUGUUGGUAUUUCAGUAGAGCCUCUAGCAGUUGUAGAGGGACAGACGCCUGCGGCACAAACUGAAGCGGCAAACGUGUCAACCUUUAUGGAAUUCAGUCAGAAGAUGCUGGAAAAUCUGUUUAAUUACGCAACAAGUUUUGCUGCCUCUCCCAUGGAUAUGCGUCAGAAACCAGGUGAAAGCUAUGUUCCUCUGUCAUGCCUCCAACAAUGGUAUACAAAUUUUGAGAGGAGGUUGCAACAAAAUCCAAACUUCUGGCGAAGCUAGAGACAAAUCUGGAGAUUGCAUAGACUAGACAAUCAGGACUCUGUCCAUUGUAAAUAAUGAGCGCUAAUUGUAUUACGAUUAUUAAAUGCUUUUUAUUCACACAUGGUAAAAAGAUUUGAUGUUUUUGUUCAAACCUUUAAAAAUAUUUUCAUCGUAUUUUCAUACCGACUGAAUUCGAUAACUACUUUUGCUAAAUAAUAUUCUUACUUUUAGA
Molecule: messenger RNA, 933 nt
Organism: Eurytemora carolleeae
Lineage: Eukaryota; Metazoa; Arthropoda; Copepoda; Calanoida; Temoridae
Product: protein OPI10 homolog
Exons: 9
Coding region: 120-719 (199 amino acids)
Biological process (GO): protein import into nucleus
Cellular component (GO): cytosol; nucleus
Molecular function (GO): nuclear import signal receptor activity; Hsp70 protein binding
Source: RefSeq, a predicted model, not a curated record